CCUUUAUUAGUGUAGACCAGUCAACUUUCCUCAUUUCUGUAGUUUCGACCCGAGGAGACAGAGGGACAGAUCUACAGUGGUUGAGGUCCAGCAGACAUGAUGCAGGCUCUCUGGCCUCUGCUGCUGUCUGCUCUUCCAGUUCUGCUGGGAGCUUCAUCACUGUUCGUGGAGAAGGAAAGCACUGGUUCAAGGAUCUGUAAACCUGCCCCGCAGUGGGAGAUCGAUGGCAAGACUCCCAUGAAGGAACUUCUGGGAAAUGUAGUCGUCGUGGCUCUUCUUAAAGCCAGCUGACAUUUCUGUCUCACGCAGGCGGCCAGGCUGGGAGACCUGCGUGACAAGCUGGCUAAUGGAGGACUGACUAACAUUUCAUUCAUGGUUGUGAAUGAGCUGGAUUCUCAGUCCAGAGCCAUGUACUGGGAGCUGAAGAGGAGGACAGCGCAGGACAUUCCUGUGUACCAGCAGAGCCCACUGCAAAAUGACGUCUGGGAGAUUCUGGAGGGGGACAAGGAUGAUUUCUUAGUGUAUGACAGAUGUGGAUACCUCACCUUUCACAUUGUCCUGCCAUUCAGUUUUCUUCACUAUCCUUAUAUAGAAGCUGCCAUCAGGGCUACAUAUCACAAAAACAUGUGCAACUGCUCACUAAACGCCAACUUUUCCCUAUCAGAAGGCUCUGACAGCACCAAAAAUGAGCCCGCAGGAGAAAACAACCCGCGGCCCAACAGUACAGAGCCGGUAACUGCUGCUCAUCAUCAUCAUCAUCAUCAUCAUCAACAACAACAUGAGCAUCAUCAUCACAAUCCUUAUCCAAAUAACCAUAAAAAAGCAGGUGAUUCAGAUGUGACCGGGAAACCAAAGGAGCCAACCCAUCAUUCUCAUCAAGAACAUGUUCAUAGUCACAGAUAGUUUUUAGACAUUACUGUAUUUAGAUUUUUUGUGUUAAAUAAGGUUUUCUUGUGUAAAUAUAUGAAGCCGAUCUUGUGUCAGAACUUCAUAUUUACCUCAGAGGGGGUGUUCAGUUGUCUUCAGUGUAUUUCUGUUCUUAAUGAAGUGUACACUUUAAACCUGAGACAGGGGUCUGUAUGCGGAUGUUGAACACAGGAGUCAUUUAUUUACACUAAACUUCUGAUUCCCCCCCUUUUUGAGAAAAUGUGAUAGUGCUGAACUAAGUGGUUGCUUUGAUUAUAAUAUAAUAACAGCCUUUUGUUUGCUAAUAUGUUGUAUGAUAUGUUAAAGGGCACAUAGGUUACCCCUUUUUUCAUAUUUAAUAUAAGUCUUUUUUGUCCCCAGAAUGUGUCUGUUAAGUUUCAGCUCAAAACACCCAUCAGAUUAUUUAUUUUAGCUGUUUGAAGUGUCUAUAUUAUAGCUGGAAAAAAGGUUUAGCUGUUUUUUUUGUACUGGCCCUUUAAGGCUAGUCCUCCCUGCCCACCUUUCCCACGUGCCUGUCAGCAAUCGUUGCCCUCGGCUGCCUCAGGAAGCAGAUCUCACAUAACGUGUGUGAGAAAUACUACAGUAAGAACUUUAACAAUCAGUAUUUGAUGCAUUUUUUUGUGUAUUUGCAACAAUGAGUCACACACAGUGUCAUUACAAAGUUCACGCACACAUACAGCAAGGACACAAACACAUAGCGCACACACAUACACACACAAAUGUAGCGCUGACAUACACACACACAUAGCUCAGACGCGCACACACACACACACUUAGCUCAGACACGCAGACACACACAGAGAGAGAGAGAGAGCGUUAAGCUUUGCACUCGUUUUGCACGCAUGUGACAUGAUAUUGGUAAUAUCCACUGCUGUAUGGAUAUUUCUUAUAUUAAUGUAUAUUAAUAACUGGGAUUGAAGCGUCUUUCUUUAUAAUUGUUCUGACACGCGGCUGUGCUGAUUAGGUGCAUCUGAAGUGAAUCGCUGUAAUUCUUUGCACACACAUGCUCUGUUUUAAGACAUUUUAAACUUGUGAAACUCACUCUUGAUCACAUUUGAUGAUGAUUGAUGAUCCUAGCGAACUGAAGACACCUUUUAUUCCCGGCUGCUUUGCGCUCCUCCCUUGAUGAUAUGAUUAUACACGUGACUACCAGACAUGUUAAUGCACGCAGCUGUCAAUCAAUAUUGGUGGGCGGGGGGACCGCACUCCUACGUAAAGUUGUGGUCGAUCUGAAAACGGCUCCAAUUGGUCAACUGUUUUUAUGUUGUUAAAUUUGAAAAAAAGGACUGGGUGUGUUUAUUUCACCAAAAUAUAGUAGUUUAUAUACUAUACUUACACACAUUUCUGUCUAAACAGCUUGAAAAGUAAAUUUUUCACCGUAGGUGCCCUUUAAGGAAAUGUGAACACAGCCUAGAAUGGUGUAAGAUAUGCAAAGAGCUGUGUAAUAGAUACAUACUUUACAAAAUAAUAAUAAAACCCCCAAUUUAAUAUGUUUUCUGGUUUUUAGCCAAUUUAAAUAGAUAGUUUAAGUGUUCUUUACAUUUUUUCUCCAUCCUUUAAAAAAAUUGGGAUUUUUUUUUUCUUCUUUUGAGCACUAAAGAAUGUUUCGAACUAUGCUAGAAACUGGAAGUCCUUUAGUUCAGUAGUAAUUGUUUUCCUACUAUGGAUGCCAAAGGAUACCAGAAACUGACAUUCCUCAAUCUUCUUUUGUGUUCAAGAGAUCAUAAAGGUUUGGAACCUAUUUCAGGGUGUGGGGAUGGUGUGCAAAUGUUCCCUUUUAGGUGAACUAAUACUAUAACAUGUUUUACAACAUAACCGCUUGGUUUACCAAGUUGCUAACAUACUGUAGCAUGUUACUAUGUUUUAAUAACUGCUAGCAUGUGUUGUUGGAAAGUUUCGGUGGUAUGUAAUUAUAUGCGAACAUAUCAUGUUAGUACUGCUUUUAUAUUUAUUGUCAUUCAGGUUAGUCUGGGACAUGACCUGGUAAACCUUGAUCAAUCAGGUAUGCUUGUACUGAAUGUGUUGACAAGUUUAAUAACGUUUUCAAAGUUUA
Danio aesculapii is the source of this 2980-nucleotide messenger RNA. RefSeq names its product selenoprotein P2 (gene selenop2). Lineage: Eukaryota; Metazoa; Chordata; Actinopteri; Cypriniformes; Danionidae. Gene Ontology annotation, molecular function: selenium binding. Gene Ontology annotation, cellular component: extracellular region. The record is from RefSeq and is a predicted model, not a curated record. The transcript is spliced from 5 exons. Gene Ontology annotation, biological process: selenium compound metabolic process.